UGUGUUCUCCCAGUCUUCCUCUUGCAGCUCUUCUCCACGACAACAAGUUUCUAAAAUACCCAGCAUUGACCAGCGCUAGCAGCAAUAAUUAUGGCUGCGGCUGGAGUAUUCAGUCUGGCAGCGUGAACUACACUGUCCACGUGACUUUCCUAUUCUGUUGACAUUAGGAUGUAUAGCGAGUGUCGCUACGACUAUGUACAGGUACACGACGGUAGCAACAUGGAAUCAAACAUUCUUGGAAAAAUCUGCGGGAACCAUUCACAGCAGGAAUUCUACAGCUCUGGUCAAUCAUUGUUCAUCAAAUUUCAAACUUUAUACUAUAGAGGAGAUUUUCACUUGUCUUAUGAAGCUGUACUGCCGUCCGAAGUGCGAAAAACAGCCUGCUCUUACUCUAUUCCACUGAGAGGUGGUCCUCGACAAUACUACUUUCGGUACCCGGAAAACAACGAAAACUAUUACAACAACCUUGACUGCGGCUGGCACUUCAAAACUGACAGUAGCAACUACGUGGUCCACGUGAAUUUUACGUUUGUUGACACAGAGUACAUAGCUAAUUGCUCCUACGACUACAUUGACAUAUUUGAUGGGACACCCCUACAAGCCACAGGACUUAGGAGACUUUGUGGUCAGCUGGGGCAGCAGUGGGAGUUCUAUAGCACUGGUCAGUCCAUGUACAUCCGAUUCCACAGUGACCCCGCGGUAACAGGUCAAGGUUUCCGACUGACCUACACGUCUGCUCUCCGAUCAGAAGUCCCUCAGGACUCGUAUGGGGUGUGUGUACAAGUUUACGUUCAAGCAGCGACCUAUAGCAAUCAGAAUCUGAGAUACCCUUACCUCCCCGUCAACUAUGUCAACAAUGCUGACUGUUACUGGCUUCUUCAAACAAGUCUCCUAGACUACGUCGUGGCCGUCACGUUCACGUUUGUCGAUAUAGAAUAUUCUAACGGUUGUCCCUACGACUACGUGCAACUAUUUGACGGGUCCAGCACCUCUGCUGACAGUCUGGGCAAGGUGUGUCGGCUCACAUCAGAGACAUUCUACAGCUCGGGGCCCUCCAUGUACAUCAGGUUUCAUAGCGAUGGCAGCACAACAAAAAGAGGAUUCCAGCUGACCUACCGAGCUGUUUCACGUUUAAAUGUUCCAGCAACUACACCUUUUGUUGAAGAACUGUCGCUGACAGCAUGGAGUUCCACCGAAUACCUGCAGUACCCGACUGCCUCAGCAAGCUACCCCAACAACGCCGACCGUGGCUGGCUAAUCAAAACUUCGGAUUACGAUAUCGGUUAUACUGUGCACGUGACGUUUACCUUUGUUGACACAGAAUAUUCUAGCAAUUGUGCCAACGACUACAUUGAAGUCUUUGAUGGGUCCAGUGUCUCGUCUAGCAGCCUGGGCAAACUGUGCGGGUCGACGACACGUGACUUUUACGGCACGUGGUCCUCCAUGUACAUCAGGUUUCACAGCAAUGGCGCGGUAACCGGAAGGGGCUUUAACCUAACCUACCAGGCUGUGAAGAAAGCUGUGAAUAAAGCUGUGAAUGAAGAUACAUCUCCUAGGAUAGUCAGUGCUGGUAUUAUUGCUGGACCAGUAGUUGGCGGUGUUGUUGGCAUCGUUUGUGUGGUUUAUGCCCUAACGUCGUGCAUACGAUGUCGACGAAAACAGUCGACAAGAAAUGACACCACCAACACCCACAUCAACACCAACAUCCACAUGAACGCUGCGUUCUCCUACCCUGCCAAUGAUCCUGUCACUGCAAUCCCUCCCUCUGUCAAUCUAAAUCUUGUUUCUCUUACUGUAAACCUUCCCCCUGAGACUGCAAGCCCUCCCCCUGAGACUGCAAGACCUCCCCCCGACAUUGCCAGACCUCCCUCUUACACCGCAGAGCCUCCUCCCCCUUACGACGGCAAUGUCCAGGGCGCAAGCUACCCGGAUGCUGUGAACAAGCCACUCCCACAAAAAUCCCAGUACCCGACAACCAAACAAACACCCUCAGCACCACCGGCUUCCCAGAGGAGGAAAUAAUAAAGUGCGCCAUUCGUCCAGGCUACGGAGGAACACGUCUGUGUGAACACAGUAGAACACGUCUGUGUGAACACUGUAGAACAUGUCUGUGUGAACACUGUAGAACACUCAACACUGUAGAACAGUCUGUGGUGCUGACAGGAGGAUGACAGGUUCAGUGAUGUCUGCUAGUUAUUCAACUUUUCCUGUUUUCCUGAAGAGGAGGCGCAGCACCCACCACAAGGCAGCUGAUGCUGGGACAGAGAGAACAUCAACUGAGAGACGACAACAUCUCUUGAGUUGUCUUCACGCCAGUUCUCCACAAUUGUUGUGUAUUGGCCUGUAUGUGAAGAAAUAAUACAUCAGGAAAAAUGAAAACAUUUAAUGUAAAUGCUACACAAUAAAAUCAGUAUCACAAUUG
Messenger RNA from Pomacea canaliculata, 2422 nucleotides. RefSeq names its product deleted in malignant brain tumors 1 protein-like. Lineage: Eukaryota; Metazoa; Mollusca; Gastropoda; Architaenioglossa; Ampullariidae. The transcript has 14 exons. The record is from RefSeq and is a predicted model, not a curated record. The coding region runs from base 169 to 2022 and encodes 617 amino acids.